CGCUGACCGGCCUUAACCACAGGCUGCUUUGUGUAUGCUGUCCAGAAACACUUGUUGCCAGAUCCCCUGUACAAGAUGCGCCCUUCUCGGUGUCUCACCUGUCGCAUUCCAUGACCUUUUCUUGUAGAUGUGCCCGAAGUGUGCGCUUGCGACCAAUAUCCCCCCGCAUACGGAGUACUUCAUACUGUGCUGGACAUCUUUGGCGGUAUAUGAACUCUUGCGACUGCACAAAGUGACAUAUCCUGAACCAUGGGAAAACAGCCUGCGGUCAUCAUCAUUACUAGGCAUGGCGCACGUCUCGAUCAAGCCGACCGAAACUGGCUCACGACAGCAGAGAAACCCUACGAUACUCCUCUAUCUUAUGGCGGAUGGAUUCAGUCGCAAACGCUGGGAGCGAGGAUCAAUAAUGAGCUACAUAAUCUAGAUACACCGUACAAGCAAAGCGCAGAGAACAAGGACGAUUCGACCCAGGAGUCUCCCCGCAAGAGACGCAAGAUAAUUAUCCAUUCCUCUCCCUACCUCCGGUGCGUCCAGACUGCCAUCGCUAUCAGUGCAGGUAUACAGCAUCCACAGAAUCAUACACGUCCUCGUCCGAGGCCGCGGCAGCAUUCCUCUCGAACAAGUCUUUCAACCACAGAUGAGGCCCCCAGCGCACUAACCGACCCUCAUGAACCCGAAAACUCCUCCCUGCAGCGCACCGUCAGUCGUGAGCCGCCACAAACAAAUCGCUUAGGGCAUAAUACGUGUCUCUUGAGAAUCGACGCAUUCCUGGGAGAAUGGCAGUCUCGAACAUACUUCGAGUCGGAGCUGCCUCCGCCUUCGGCAGUCCUGGUCUCACAAGCCAAGAUGGAGUUGCAAUUGCCACAAGAAGAGAUCAAGGGAGCCGACCUGUCUCCGUCAAUGACCUACGAUCUGCCGUCAAUGGACUGGGAGGAGAAAGAAAACGAGGUUGCGUCUGUGCCUGUCCAUGAGAAGACAGGAUUGAGGGCGAUGGCAGCUGCGGGCCAUUCCUUCCCCAAACGACCACGCAACAUCUCCUUUGGUACAGAACUUGCAAACGGCGCCAAGUUACUAAACAGGAAUCUCCAAAGACAGCCUUUGGGUUAUAGUCCACCUGCGCCGACGUAUGCCAUGGGCCCCUCCGACAAGAUUCCCCCUGGGUAUGUUGCUCAUGCCCGGGAUGGAUGUGUGAUCAUCGAUCAGGAUUGGGAUAGUGAGGGCAAACCUCUCGAAUGGGGUGACGGUGGUCCUUUUGACGAAGAAUGGGGAAGUAUGCAUCGACGAUUUCGCAACGGCCUGCAGAAAAUGAUCGAAUUUUAUGAAUCACAAGCAGCAGCUAAGGAGCGUAACAGUUCCGACAAAGACGAAGAAGACUUGGUUCUCGUCCUAGUCACCCAUCAAGCAGGCUGCAAUGCGCUCAUCAGGAUCCUUACUGGGGCUCCUGCUCUGCAUGAUGUCGCCACUGCUUCAUUGACCAUGGCGGUAAGGUCUCAAAGUCCAGAGAAAGAACGGUCUCCUAUAUCUCCCACCAGACGGCGAGGAUCUCUGGACCUCAGCGUCUCCGAUGAGUACGAGAUGAGAAUCGUUGCCUCCACUGAACACCUCCGUGCUGGGUCGAAUCCAUUGGGUCUGAAUUCGCCACGACUCGGCAAGUCACCAGCAUUUGCGAAUCGUCGUGCGGUAGGAGCAGAUUCACCAGAGGGUCUGACCCUCGGAGAGUCGCUGUCUCAUCAUCGUGGCUCCAGUGCUUCGGCUCUGGCUAGAAGUCAAAGUCAGAGAUCACAUGUCGCUGAUGGCGGGACCAAUGAUGAAGCUCCGACGGGCUUGUGGCGACGAGGGAGUCGUUAUUCCAGAGACGAGACCGCUGAUUCCAGCGAUACCGGUAUAAGCCUUAGUGUGCAGACUGGCAGCACUUCGGAGAGUACUCCAGAAGAGAAUUGGCAAGCCGACAAGCUUCCUGUUCGAAGUGCCAGUCAACGUGGACUUUGGGGUGGUGAGUCUAUUAACAGGGCACGAAGUCCUGGCAAAAGAAGAUGGACUGCCGUGGAGAGGUCGCCUUGAAGUCAUGUAGCGCGAGGAGAAAAGGACCAGCACAACCCUCCUGGGCUGAUAGAGACAUCUGUGACGGUUUCACAUAAUGAUUGAUGAUAUACUCCUCUCUGUUUUUGCUGGACUUGCUCGUCACGAUGAACGCACCAGACCAGGAGAGUGAAGGCGAACACCGAAUAUGCCAGAGAUUACCGAGUGUUUCUCAGCAAUAAUAGUCGAACGGGGUGUCCCGUAUAUAUGUACAUAUAUAUCUUGAG
Molecule: messenger RNA, 2306 nt
Organism: Exophiala xenobiotica
Lineage: Eukaryota; Fungi; Ascomycota; Eurotiomycetes; Chaetothyriales; Herpotrichiellaceae
Exons: 2
Coding region: 250-2061 (603 amino acids)
Source: RefSeq, a predicted model, not a curated record